Molecule: messenger RNA, 624 nt
Organism: Pipistrellus nathusii (Nathusius's pipistrelle)
Lineage: Eukaryota; Metazoa; Chordata; Mammalia; Chiroptera; Vespertilionidae
Source: the annotation of a GenBank genome assembly
AUGGAUGGGGAUGCCCCCACCGCUGCAGCCGCCCAGUACCAGCCGGCCAGCCCCCCGCGGGACGCCUGCGUCUACAACAGCUGCUACUGUGAAGAAAAUAUCUGGAAGCUCUGUGAAUACAUCAAAAACCACGACCAGUAUCCCUUAGAAGAAUGCUACGCUGUCUUCAUAUCGAACGAGAGGAAGAUGAUUCCUAUCUGGAAACAGCAGGCAAGACCUGGAGAUGGGCCUGUGAUUUGGGAUUACCAUGUGGUUUUGCUUCAUGUUUCAAGCGGAGGACAGAGUUUCAUCUAUGACCUCGACACGGUCCUGCCGUUUCCCUGCCUCUUCGAUGCGUACGUGGAAGACGCCUUCAGGUCCGACGAGGACAUCCAUCCCCAGUUUAGGAGGAAAUUUAGAGUUAUCCGCGCCGAUUCUUACUUGAAGAACUUCGCUUCUGACCGAUCUCACAUGAAAGAUUCCAGUGGGAACUGGAGGGAACCUCCUCCCUCGUAUCCCUGCAUUCAAACGGGAGAUUCCAAAAUGAACCUGAAUGAUUUUAUCAGUAUGGACCCCAAGGUAGGCUGGGGAGCUGUGUACUCGCUGUCUGAAUUUGUCCAUCGAUUUGGCAGUCAAAGCUACUGA